GGCUCCCAGGAGUGAGCGUCCCAGCUGCACGAUGGACCAGCCAGAGCCGCCCGCCCCCGCGCCCGAAGAAAACGAGGUGAAAUACGACAAGAACAACAACGAAGAGGACGAGGGGGAGCAGUUCGAUUUCGACAGCGGAGACGAGAUUCCAGAAGCGGAUCGGCCAGCCGCGGGCGCCCCGGCCGGUGGGGGCGGCGCGGAUGCCGCGUCUGGCUCAGGAGGUGAAAUCGGGAGGGGAAUGGACGCCGAGGCCCCGGUGGAAGGCCCGACGCUUGAGGUCCCGACACGGGUGAACCCCUACUCCGUCAUCGACAUCACGCCCUUCCAGGAGGAGCAGCCCCCGCCCGCCGACCCGGAUGCCGAGGAGGAGAGCGCCAGCCCGCCGGUGCCCAGCGGGUACUCGGUGCCCGUGCCCUGCGGCUACGCUGUGCCCUGCAACCUCCCGCUGCUCGUGCCGGCCUACUCCAGCCCCGUCGUCAUCCGCGCCGCAUCCCUGGAAGAGGAAGAGACACAGGAAGUAGCAGAAGACAGCCCAUUUAAUUCUUUAAGUUCUGAGGAUCCAGCAAACAGUGACGAGCGAGCGCCUAAGGAGGACAGUGCCCUCGCCCGGUGGGCGGCGGACCCGGCCAACACCGCGUGGAUGGAGAAUCCAGAAGAAGCCAUUUAUGACGACGUGCCAAGAGAAAAUUCAGACUCUGAACCAGAUGAAAUGAUUUAUGACGACGUCGAGAAUGGAGAUGAAGGUGGAAACAGCUCUUUGGAAUACGGAUGGAGCUCCAGUGAAUUUGAGAGUUACGAGGAGCAGAGUGACUCCGAGUGCAAGAAUGGGGUCCCCAGGUCCUUCCUGCGCAGCAACCACAGGAAGCAACUUUCCCAUGACCUAACCCGUCUCAAGGAGCACUAUGAGAGAACGAUGAGAGCUUUGAUGGCAAGCACGGUGGCAGCCACAGAGAUUCAGCAAGUAAAGCAGAAACAUGAACUGAAGAUGCAGAAACUGAUGAAGGCUGCGAAGGAGGGCACUAAAGACGGGCUUGAGAAGACCAAGGCUGCCGUGAAGAGAGGCCGCUCUCUCAUUAGGACCAAGUCCUUCAUGGCUCCAGAUCACAGAUCUUGUCUCGAAGAGGAGCAGAAUCUGUUUAUCGACGUGGACUGCAGGCACCCGGAGGCCAUCCUGACGCCGAUGCCCGAGGGUCUGUCUCAGCAGCAGGUGGUAAGAAGAUACAUCCUGGGUUCAGUUGUGGACAGUGAGAAAAACUACGUGGAUGCUCUCAAGAGGAUUCUGGAGCGCUACGAGAAGCCACUGUCGGAGAUGGAACCGAAGAUCCUGAGUGAGAGGAAGCUGAAGACGGUGUUCUACCGGGUCAAAGAGCUGCUGCAGUGCCACGGCAUGUUCCAGAUCGCGCUGGCCAGCCGCGUGGCCGAGUGGGACUCCGUGGAGACCAUCGGGGACGUCUUCGUGGCUUCGUUUUCCAAAUCCAUGGUGCUGGACGCCUACAGUGAGUAUGUGAAUAAUUUCAGCACAGCCGUGGCAAUCCUCAAGAAAACGUGUGCCACGAAACCUGCUUUCCUUGAGUUUCUAAAGCAGUGCCAGGAAAGCAACCCCGACCGCAUCACACUCUACAGCCUGAUGAUGAAGCCCAUACAGAGGUUCCCGCAGUUCAUCCUCCUGCUGCAGGACAUGCUGAAGAACACGUCCAAAGGGCACCCUGACCGGCUGCCCCUUCAGAUGGCGCUGACGGAGCUGGAGACGUUGGCGGAGAAGCUCAACGAGAGGAAGAGGGACGCUGACCAGCGCUGUGAGAUCAAGCACGUGGCCAAAGCCAUAAACGAGCGAUACCUGAACAAGCUUCUCAGCAGUGGGAAUCGGUACCUCGUGCGGUCUGACGAUAUGAUCGAAACCGUGUACAACGACAGAGGGGAGAUCAUGAAAACCAAGGAGCGUCGGAUCUUCAUGCUGAGUGAUGUGUUGGUGUGUGCCACGGUCAGCACACGCACCUCGGACAGCAGCACGAUGUCCACCAGCCAAAGGUAUUUGUUAAAGUGGAGUGUUCCUCUCGGACACGUAGAAGUAAUAGAGUACGGCAAUAAUGAAGGUGCUGGAGAAAACAGGUGUCCCCCGGUGUACCCACCUGAGAGCCUGGCGGUCGUUGCCAACGCUAAGCCAAACCAGGUGUACGUGGGGCCGGGACAGCUGUACCAGGAUCUGCAGAACCUCCUACAUGACCUGAACGUCAUCGGUCAGAUUUCCCAGCUGAUCGGUAACCUCAAGGGGAACUAUCAGAACCUAAACCAGUCAGUAGCCCACGACUGGACGUCAGGUUUACAAAGGCUCAUCUUGAAGAAAGAAGAGGAGAUCAGGGCUGCGGACUGCUGCAGACUCCAGUUACAGCUUCCCGGGAAGCAGGACAAGUCCGGGCGGCCCACGUUCUUCACGGCUGUGUUCAAUACGUUCACGCCUGCCAUCAAAGAGUCCUGGACCAACAACUUGAAGAUGGCCAAGCUCGCCCUGGGUAAGACUGGGCUGAUGGGAGCUAAGCCACCCCUGCCUCAGAUUGGAAGCUGCACCAGUCAGAUGGGCCAGAUCGCCAUCGUCUCCUUUCAAAGCUCCAGCCCCAAAGUCAUCGAGUGCUUCAACGUGGAGUCUCGGACGCUGUGCAUGGUGUUCAUCCCUGCGGAGCCCGGGGCCGCGGCCGGGAGGGCGCCGGGCGUGCCCACCAUCUGCCUGGGCACUGAGGAGGGGAGCAUCUCCAUUUACAAGAGCAGCCAAGGCUCCAAGAAGGUGCGUCUGCAGCACUUCUUUACCCCGGACAAGUCCACGGUCAUGAGCCUUGCCUGCGCGGCCCAGAGCCUGUAUGCCGGCCUGGUCAACGGGGCUGUGGCCGUCUACCAGAAGGCGGAAGAUGGGUCCUGGAGUCCCGAACCUCAGACAGUGAUAAAACUAGGCGUGCUACCAGUUAGAAGUCUCGUAAUGACGGAGGACACGUUAUGGGCAGCUUCGGGAGGUCAAGUUUUUACGAUCAGCGCCGAGACCCACACAAUAGAGAAUCAGCUGGACGCCCACCAGGAAGAAGGCAUGGUGGUCUCUCACAUGGUCGUCGCUGGCGUGGGGAUCUGGAUCGCCUUCACCUCUGGGUCCACGCUCCGCCUCUUCCACACGGAGACGCUCAAGCAUCUGCAGGACAUCAACAUAGCCACGCCUGUGCACCAUAUGCUGCCAGGGCACCAGCGCCUGUCAGUGACCAGCCUGCUCGUCUGCCAUGGCCUGCUCAUGGUCGGCACCAGCCUGGGCUUCGUGGUGGCCCUGCCCGUGCCUCGUCUGCAGGGGAUCCCCAAAGUGACCGGAAGAGGCAUGGUCUCCUACCACGCACACAACGGGCCCGUCAAGUUCCUGGUCAUGGCCACCGCUGCCCUCAAAACAGACAAGGACAAGCCCUCGGGCAGCCCGCCACCCGGCGCAGACCCCCAGGACGGAGACCAGAAGGAUGUGUUGCCGGGCGAGGGGCCGGGCCCCGGCCUGAGUCAGAGCAGCCCAGACGCCGUCUGGCUGGGGGGCUCGCUGGGCUCCGUGACCCACAGAAGCAAUUUCUCCUCGUCGUCCGGGUCCCUGACCCCGUCGCAGGGCUCGGGCUCCCUGGAGCCCAGAGCGGAGGAGAGCGUCGUCUACGACCUCCUGCGGCUCCCCAGCAUGUUGCCGAGCAGAGGGCGGCGGGUCAGGAGGGCGAAAGCCAGCUCGGUGCUGGUGGUGUGUGGGGGCCAGGGCCACCGGCGGGUGAGCAGGAAGGCCCGGCCACAGCGCCCCGAGGAGCUGGCCGCCUCCAUCAUGGUCUGGCAGAUCCCCCUGCUGAACGCGUGAGUCCGCGGCCCAUCUGGGUGGCCGCGUCCUUGCGGCCAAGCCGGGCGACCCGAGGGCUGUAGCCGUGUCUACACUGGUUGAGGGUAAAUCAUGUCUUGGGGGAAGAAAUGUGCAAUACCGUCGCGGUGGUGUUUUCCGGAGCGGAAGCCAGCACAGACGCCCGUGAGGGGACAGAGGACCAGGCCGGGUUGCAGCCGUGUUGGCGUCCGGGGGUGACCGCGUGCUUCACGAGCGCGGCAGACCACGUGGAAACACAGACGCUCCGCGCCCACUCGCGGGCCCUGCUGCUUAGAGAGUUCGCGGACUCAGAACUUAUGGGGAAAUACAGCUUAUUCCGUCGUAGAGAAACUUAUUAACAAUUCCUAGAGUAACCUUACUCGAUUCAGAGUCUCUCCUUUUAUUUAUAUUGUAUAUCUUUAAAUUCCAGCACAGAGUCCGUAACGCUGAAGAGAGCCAGCUAACGUCCCCCGCCCCGUCCAGGUGGUGGUAUUUGCUUUCUGAAGUGAAGUGGGUUUUCCAAAGCGGCAUAAUGUGUGUGUUGUGUAUUUUAACAAAGUAGUAUUUUUGUACUGCCUUUUUUUCUAUUAAAGAUUAACAGUUAAUGUUUUAGUC
Messenger RNA from Herpailurus yagouaroundi (jaguarundi), 4465 nucleotides. RefSeq names its product Rho guanine nucleotide exchange factor 10 (gene ARHGEF10). The record is from RefSeq and is a predicted model, not a curated record. Gene Ontology annotation, cellular component: centrosome. Gene Ontology annotation, molecular function: guanyl-nucleotide exchange factor activity; protein binding. Bases 32 to 3853 code for a protein of 1273 amino acids. The transcript has 26 exons. Lineage: Eukaryota; Metazoa; Chordata; Mammalia; Carnivora; Felidae. Gene Ontology annotation, biological process: actin cytoskeleton organization; positive regulation of stress fiber assembly; mitotic spindle assembly.